ACCAAACAGCAUCACACUCCACUCCUUGGCAAGUUGUGCUGAUGUUCUUUCGUCUUUUUCCACUUUGGAAAGCUAGUGUGUGUGCAUGUGUUUGAUUGCUGGGAAGAAGGAAAACGGUGUGACAUUAGGACCCAGGGAACAGAACUGCUGUGUUUGUUGAUCAAAAGUUUGCUGAUUGUAGUGUUGGCUGACUGGAGAGAGAGAGAGGUGGAGAGGUGGGAGAAAGUCAACGGGCUUAUCUCUGAAGGAGAAACGUGCUCACUGCGCACACAAGCAACAGGCAACCAGAGGGCGAUUCGUCUGAUACAACAAGGAAAACCCUCUCCCGUGGGACUGGGAACUCGGGGUGGAACAAGUUCAGAGAGAAAAGCCAGUUGUGUGGCCUCAGUAACAGAUCCAUAUCACCUGAAGCAGAGCACAGCACACCACGUCGCUCACUUCUACUCCAGACAGCUUACUGGGGUCUGGAACUGGUAGACUUUGGACCUCACAGUGUCUGGUCGACUCACAAGGUCCAUUCAGAUGCCUCUGAAGAACGGGCAGUACUUCAAGUCGGCCACGUUGCGGUGGUCUCGGAAGCAGAAGCCGCGGGCCUCGGUGCUGUCGGGCAGCAUGAUCAGCCAGCCGCUGGGUGACUUCCGCCACCUCUCGCACAUCGGCCUGGACGAGUCCUUCGGCGACGUCUCAGUCUUCCAGCGCAGCGGCAGCCUCAUCCUGCACGGCUCGCACAGCGACCAGAACAUCUACCAGCACCUCAUGGGCCCACCGCCGCCCAAACCGCCCAGGCUGCUCACGCCCGAGGAGGCCGCCGCACAGGCCCGCAGGUCACCGGCCGCGACCACCGCCGCCGCUGCUGCCCCCACGCACAAGAAGUGCCACUCACUCCCCCUGCUUGAUGAGGUGGAGGUGGUGGGGGUGGAGGUUGGACUGGCCCCUCCGUCCAUGCCCUGCAGGGAGAAGGCAGAUGUGCAAGUGUGGGGCGGGGAAGUGGAUGGACGUGCUGCUGUCUCCACUGUUGCUGUGCCACUGGCAACCAAAGGCCAGCAGCAGCGCUUCAUUCCUGUUGGCUCGGAAGACAUCCCGCUGUCUCUCAACCUGGACCUGGGACCCUCCAUACUGGAUGACGUCCUGAGGGUGAUGGACAGGCAGUGAGGGCCCGAAUCCUUAAUUUUGCCUUGAAUGACUGGAAUGCUACAUUUUUGUCCAUCUGACUUGUCACUUUGACAUGGGUCAUUGCUGGCACAUUUGUGAGAGUGCCAGAGUGUAUCGGGAGUAGAAAGCUGCACAUGCUACCCUGUGAAGAAAAGCUGAAGAGCUUUUACUGUUUGUUGCCAAUAAUUGUUGGUGAAAUGCUGUUCAAUCUGAUAUUUCUUUGUAAAAACAGCCAAAAAAACAGUUAUUGGCCUCUGUGGACUGCACAGAACAGAUAAAUGAUUGACUUUGAAAUUACUGAUGGGUGUGGAGGAGAGAACUGUGAAGGAAGUUUUUUUGUUCUGCCUUUGAUAGUCCACUUCCCACUUCAAACUGUGACCAGCUUCUGCUUCACGCAUAGCCUUCAUUGGGAGAGACAUGGGUUAAAUGUAAUACAGUCUGUUUUUCCUGGUAGACUGUGUACAGUGAUGCAUUCAAACGAUUUAACACUGUACGUGAGGAGAAUUGCUGUAAAGCCUCUUAACGGUGCCUCUUUGUACAGUAUAUGCUGUCCCUUGCAGAGGAAACACGUGGUGAAAAAUAAGGCUGUCUUGGACAGACUGUAAAAAUUAUGCCUUAAGCUGAUGGUUUAAAAGAUUCUAGGAAUUGUUGUUGUUGUACAUAAAACAUAUCUUAUUCAAUAAAUUUAUAUUCUGAAAGUGGUUUCCCUAAUUUUUAAGAUUCAU
Molecule: messenger RNA, 1877 nt
Organism: Engraulis encrasicolus (European anchovy)
Lineage: Eukaryota; Metazoa; Chordata; Actinopteri; Clupeiformes; Engraulidae
Product: cdc42 effector protein 2-like
Exons: 2
Coding region: 523-1152 (209 amino acids)
Biological process (GO): positive regulation of pseudopodium assembly; regulation of cell shape; positive regulation of actin filament polymerization
Cellular component (GO): membrane; cytoplasm
Molecular function (GO): small GTPase binding
Source: RefSeq, a predicted model, not a curated record